Messenger RNA from Solanum pennellii, 519 nucleotides. Its product is annotated as pectinesterase inhibitor-like. The coding region runs from base 1 to 519 and encodes 172 amino acids. Lineage: Eukaryota; Viridiplantae; Streptophyta; Magnoliopsida; Solanales; Solanaceae. The transcript has a single exon. The record is from RefSeq and is a predicted model, not a curated record. Gene Ontology annotation, molecular function: pectinesterase inhibitor activity. Gene Ontology annotation, biological process: negative regulation of catalytic activity.
AUGGCACUUUCAUACAUGUUUUUGCUAGUCUCUCUGUUAUCAAUCUCCUUCACUUUAACAAAUGUGAGAGCAGAUUUAAUAAGCGAUGUUUGCUCAAAAGCACUAAAACCAGCAAUAUGUUUAUCGGCUUUACGAGGGGAUUCUCGAUCCAAAGGUGCAAAUCUUGAAGGCCUUGCAGCGAUUUCAAUAGAUUUAUCAUUAAAGAACAUGCAAUCUGCACAUGAUCUUGUUAAUACAUUGCUUAAACAGGCUACAGAUCCAAAAUUAAAGACACGAUAUAGUUCGUGUUUGGAGAAUUAUAAUGACGGUAUCGAUGAACUUAGAGGAUUGCCUGCACUCUUAAAGUCUGGAGAUUAUUCUGGUUUGAAUAUUCAUGCAUCUGCUGCUUUGGAUGAUCCUUCUACGUGUGAUGACAAUUUUUCAGGUCCACCCGUUGAAGCACCCCAAUUGAAAGCUGCUAGUGACAAGGUUCAAGGACUUAUUAGUAUAAUUUUGGUUAUUAGCAAUCAAUUGAAAUGA